Dreissena polymorpha is the source of this 5251-nucleotide messenger RNA. Its product is annotated as centrosomal protein of 89 kDa-like. Gene Ontology annotation, cellular component: centriole; ciliary transition fiber. Bases 59 to 2359 code for a protein of 766 amino acids. The record is from RefSeq and is a predicted model, not a curated record. The transcript has 21 exons. NCBI's taxonomy places the organism in Eukaryota, Metazoa, Mollusca, Bivalvia, Myida, Dreissenidae. Gene Ontology annotation, biological process: cilium assembly; chemical synaptic transmission; mitochondrion organization.
UGACGAAUGCGCAUGUGCAAUUGUUUGUUUACACUGGAUUCCAAAUUUAGAUUUCGAGAUGGCCGGGAAAAAGGGAAAGAAAAAGACCCCACCUCCCCACAUCAAUCCGGCACUCGUCCCCAGUGCAGCGUUCACGAUAGUUCCACGUACACCAGCUCCUGUUACCCCGCGCGGAGCUGCCCUUGAAGGCUCUCUGGAAGUGCUGAACUCAUCUCUACUUGGACGCCAACCACCCCGGGAUUCAGGGCCUGAUGAGGAGCCGUUCAGCGACCCAGAGAGCAGUCUCUAUGACUACCAGAACAUGGAAGAUGCUGGGUAUUCAUCAGUUGAGAUGCUGUCUGUGUCGAGAAAGAGGAGAAGUCGUGGCAAUCGAGAGCAUGACAUUGAAGAGCACCAACAAGCCCAAAUGGCAGGAGUGCUAUCGUCUCCAGGCCCGCAGCAGAACUCUGAGGCACUGUACUCCAUGCCUGUGAAGCGAGGCCAGCGCCAAUCGUCCUCUCAGACCCUAGAUACGACCAUUGAGGUCCAUGACGCCAUGAGACGGGUCCACGACCAGUCUUCCGAGGAUGAGGGGCGUGCUCAGGACAAGCCCCACCGUCCCACAAGAAAGCAGCCCAGUGCCCGUAGUCUGCAUUUCCCAGUGGAACAUGAGAUCACAAUCAAAGAGAGGCAUAUCAGAUCUUCUGCCAGCACCCCUGCAGAAACUCACAAAUCCCAAAAAUCACGAGGUAGCCACAUUGAGGAGCAAAUUGUGCGCAAUGAGGUUGUUGUAGCCUCUAACAGCUCUCCUCCACAAUUAGAUAUGGACGCUGCUGAUGGGCCAGACACGGUUAGGUCAAGGUCGUUGUCGGGGCGCAGCGUCGUCAAGGAGACAGAGCGGCUGCGUUCCCUGGAGGCCGAGAGGGAGCACCUAGCCACGCUGACCCACCAGCUGGAGAACGAGGUGCAGACCUACAGGGAGGUGGUUUCCACCUACGAGACCGGAGACCCUGCCUCUGCUGCCUCGAUGCUGGCCCAGAAACAGAUCAGCGACCUUAAGGAAGAGAACGAGUCCCUGAAGAACUCUAUCAAACGUCUGCACGUGGAACUGAGCUCCUACCAGGCAAAGUACCGCCCACCAAAUGGGGUGAAACAGGGAGAGAUGAGUGGUCUUCCAUCGGAGGGACCGCCGCCAUCUUGGCUGUUCAAUAUUCGCUACCUGAACCCCCUGUUCCUGGCGUACGACGACCGCAUCAGAGAGAGGGAGGACACUAUCAGGAAGUGUCAGGCAGACCUUGAGGCGUUACGUCUGCGUACUGAGGCCAUCGUGAAGGAGAACGAGAGGUUACACUCCAGACUAGAAAACACACCCAACGGUCCUGUGGACUUACUUGAAUGGGAGCAGAUGAAGGACAAUGCAAGGCUAGUACUGGAAGAGAACCAGAACCUUCUAGAACAGAUCAGCGUUAAGGACCAGAAAACACAUGACCUGCAUCAGGCUCACCUCAGAGAAGUUGGAAAACUAUCAAAGCAGGUGUCGACCUUGAAAACAGAGAAAGAAGAGGUAACAAAAGAGUUGGAGGACUUGAAGGCGUCUCAUCGCACGCUGAAGCUGGCCCAUGACAGACUCGUGACAGAGUCACAGGGGCACAUAACUCAGGAGCAGCACAUCAAGGAGGUCGCAGAUUUGAAGAAGAAGAUGACAGAGCAGGAGGACAGCCACAGGCGUGACCUGGACGCUGCGCAGGCUAAGCUGCAGGGGGCCAUUGUGGAGAGGAAGUCGCUAGGCAACCAGGUGAUCGAGCUCACCACGGAACGGAAACGCCACCAGAUAGAGGCACGACUCAUGCACAAGUCUGUCAGACAUGCCCAGCAGCGUAUGAUGCUGCUCCAGCGAGCCAUAGAGCAGUCUGCCAACAAGGAGAUGUCUGUACAGGAGUACUUGUCUUCACUUAUCAAAGUGGCAGAGAAGAGUGCCUUCGAAAGAGACACAUAUGAAAAAGUGGCCAAGGAACAUGAAAUAGAAACCAAGAAGGCCAUGAAAAAACUUCUACAAGGAUCCCUUACUGUGGGAAAAAUGGAAGAAAAACUCAAGCUCUACAAGAUGAGGGCAGCUGCCAGGAUAGGCACAGUUGCAGAAAGGAUGAAGGAGCAGGAGGAGGUGUUCAACUCGCAGAAGAGGGAAUAUGAAAGGGAGAUAAGUCACCUGCGAAACAUCAUUCGGGAGAAGGAAGACCUCAUACAGGAGGCAGCGGUCGACAAACGAGACCUAGAGGAGCAAAUGGAGGCAGUUUGGCAGUCAGCCAACUCUGAGAACGUACGAAUACGUGAGGACAUGCACAGGAGUGUUCAGCAGCUCUUAUCAGAAUAUCAUUGUUGAAUACAAUUUUUAGCUAGAUUUUAUGCUCUUAUCAUAAUAUCAUUGUCAAAAACAAUAUUUAGCUAUAUGUAAUGCUUUAUAAUAAUAUCAUUUUUUGUACAAUAUUUAGCUAGAUUUUUUGCUCUUAUCAGAAUAUCAUUGUUGAAAACAAUAUUGAGCUAGCUGUAAUGCUCUUAUCAUUGUUGAAUACAAUAUUUAGCCAGAUGUAAUGUUCUUAUCAAAACUAGCUAGUUGUAAUGUUCUUAUCAAAAUAUCAUUGUUGAAGACAAUAAUUAACUAGAUGUAAUGCUCUUUUAAGAAUAUAAUCAUUGAAUACAAAACUAAGCUAGAUGUAAUGCUCUUAUCAGAAUAUAAUUGUCAAAUACAAUAUUUAGCUAGAUGUCAUGCUUUUAUCAGAAUAUCUUGACUGAAUGCAAUAUUUAGCUAGAUGUAAUGCUCUUAUUAGAAUAUCAUUGUCAAAUACAAUAUUAAACUAGAUUUAAGGCUCUUACCAGAAUAUCAUUGUUGAAUACAAUAUUCAAUUUAAUGCUCUUAUCAGUAUAUGAUUGUUGAAUACAAUGUUUAGCUAGAUGUAAUGCUCUUAUCAGAAUAUCAUUGUUUAAGACAAUAUUUAGCUAGAUGUAAUGUUCUUAUUAGAAUAUCAUUGUCAAAUACAAUAUUUAACUAGAUUUAAGGCUCUUAACAGAAUAUCAUUGUUUAAUACAAUAUUUAGCUAGAGUUAAUGAUCUUAUCAGAAUAUCAUUGCUGAAUGCAAUAUUUAGCUAGAUUUAAUGCUCUUAUCGGAAUAUCAUUGUUGAUGGUCUUUACAUUCGAGUGUUAUUGUUAUAUAUGCAGAAUAAGUGUUGCUUUUCGUCUGGUGUGCCAUGCAACAUUAACUUUCAGCUAGUUAACACUCUAUUUAGGCCACAAUCAUCAUCCAAUAUUGAUGAAACUUAGGAAUAAGGUUUCUCUUGACAAUAGUUUAGAUAAGAUCAAAUCAGGUUGACUUGUAUGCAAUAACUAGGUCACCAGAUCAAAUUUUAGGAAAACCAUGUUACCACUCUAGAGGCCACAUUUAUUGCUCAAUCGUAAUGAAACUAUAGAUAGUCUUAUGACAAUAUGAGCCUAUUUCUGAGAAAGCUAAGCUUAAUGCAUGUGCGUAAAAUGUCAUCCCAGAUUAGCCUGUGCAGUCCGCACAGGCUAAUCUGGGAUGACACUUUCCGCCUAAACUUGAUUUUCGGUAAGGAGGGACUUCCUUCAAACUAAAAAUACCAUAAAAGCAGAAAGUGUCGUCCCUGAUUAGCCUGUGCGGACUGGACAGGCUAAACUGGGAGGACACUUUAGGCACAUGCAUUAAGCCCAGUUUUCUCAGAAUGUGGCUCAUAUCAAAACCACAUUUGAUUCUGGGUCAAGUGAGACCCAAAACAAGGUCACCAGGUCAAGUCUUCCACAGUUGUUGCGCAUUGAACUCAAGUGAGUGCUUGAGAGCCAUCAUGACAUUGUUUCUGUAUCACACUAAGCUACAACAUGUUAACCUGUACGGAAAUCACGUUAAUGUAAAUAGAGGUCCAAAAGUAGAGAACAUUCCUAUGUAUUUUUAUGAGUCCACCUCCUUAUAAUUAAAUAAUAACUUGCAUUAAAUGUGUAACCAUCAUAAGACAAUGUAUAGCGUGUAACACACCUCGCCAUACAUCAUAGGUCACGGUCACACUUAAAGUUCAAAGGACAAAUUUGGCCGUAAAAUAGCUUGACAAUUCCUGACUCAGCAAUAACAUUUCCUUUUAUUGAUGGAUUUUAAAAUCACUUGAAACAAAUGUAAACCAUCAUAAGAUGGAGUUGAUUAGAGGUUAAAGGUCAAAUGGGGCCAGACUGCAACUGUGACAUUGAUUAUGCAAUUUUAAAAUAACUUACAACAAAUGACUUACAUGAGGAGACACAUCAUGUGUUACACCAGGCUCUUUACUUCAAAGGUCAUGGUCACACUUUGAAGACAAAUUUGGGCAUAGAACAGCUUGAGAAAUAAGUAGAGUUUUUAACGGAAAGUGGAAUUAGAAGGCAUAUGUGUUCUAUGUACACUUGUCUUGUUGAAUUUAUAGUCUGUUUUUUUUUUAUGUGCUAUAUUAUGAUGCUUAAAGUCACAUAAAUACUCAACAUUCAUGAGAUCUAUGUGGUGCUUCCGAUGCUGCCCCAAGCCCAUCUUGCGUUCACUCAUAAAUGUUCGGAUAUCACAUUGAAUAUAUUGUCACACAAAAAAUUUAAAACAAGCUUUUUUGUAUUGCGUUUGAUCUAUGUUACCAGACCACAUCUAGCGUUGAAAUGUUGGCUUUUGCUAUUAGGAACACUGAUUAUUUUGUGUGUUAACUUUAUUUUCAAAAUAUUGUACAAAAUAUUCGUUUAUUUUAAGUAUUUAUGGGCUUAAAGCUAUUUCGAUGAUUGUAUAAAUAUUAUACAAAUAAUUAAGCCUUCAUUAUCUGUUCAAAAGAUUAUCUUCAUAUAUGUAUCGCACCUUUUGAAAUGGACAUUUUGUAAUCGUGUUAUUCUUAACUUUAUUUCUGGCAGCUUGUAAUUACAAUUGUACAUAUAUGUAUCUUUUGAAGGCCAUAGUUUGCUCCUAAUGGCCUGGUGAUAUAUGUCUAGUCAAAUAUGUGUAGUUCAUAUUGACUGGUUAGCUAGUUGUCAUUCGAAAUCCAUUCAUUUGAAUAUUUGAGCUCGCCUCUGAAAAAACCGUGUUUAAUGCAUGUACAAAUAGCGCCGUCCCAGAUUGAUCUGUGCAGUCAGGGAUGUUUCAAGGAAGUCUCUUCUUAGUGGAAUUGCAGUUUAGGCGACAAGUGUCAUCCCUGAUUAGACUGUGUGGACUGCACAGGCUAAUCAGGGACGACACUUUAGACAUGUGCAUUAAGCCUGGUUUACCCA